Molecule: messenger RNA, 521 nt
Organism: Fomitopsis serialis
Lineage: Eukaryota; Fungi; Basidiomycota; Agaricomycetes; Polyporales; Fomitopsidaceae
Exons: 2
Coding region: 102-362 (86 amino acids)
Source: RefSeq, a predicted model, not a curated record
GCAUCCGAGAAGGUCGGAAGAAGGUAAGAGGAUUGUCGUUGCGACACUGCUGAGAGCUCCAUGCUGAUCCUCUUUCGCGUUACUCAGUCUCAUUACUGAACAUGACGGUGUCCUUUGCCGCUACCACAGUGCUACCAGACCCCGCGCGUUCCGAGACCGCCGCCAGCGCCCCACCCGAAGCCAGGUCCAGUGCAGACCUAUCCUGGCACUGUCGAAGUUGCGGUAAGGAUCCGUGCGAGGAUCCGACAGCGACACAGUGCGGACAUAUCUUCUGCUACAAGUGUAUCGUGAAGGAGAUCGCGGAGAAUAUGCAGUGUCCGGUUUGCAACAAACUGUUCCUCUUGCGACUUCAGGCAUUUUGAUCGGACGGAUGCAGCGUGCAGGACUUGUAUCUCGUGUAUGUUCUUACUUGUACGUGUAGUGUGUUCCAAGCUACUUUCGCGUUGACUUUUGUGUACGGAUUCCCUGAUAGGGUCCCGCUACAAAGGACACAACGUAAUGCCAGUGAGUGAUGUUGCCCC